AUAAAUAAAUAGAAUUGCUUUUCACGUGCGUUGGCGGUCGGAUUUGUUUUAUUGUUUUUUAAGUUUUUUAUUGUUUCACGCACAAUCUCAAAUCACACAUAUACACACUUGUUCAAUUUGUUAUUUGUUCCUAGAUAUUUAUAUAUUUUAUUUAUAUUAUUUAAAUGCGAUAAAUAAUUGUUUACCCUACAAUAUGGCAACACUGAAAAGAAAGACAGCACAGAGAGAAAGGUGAUGCUUGAUGUUUGCUGUGUGUAAAAUUUAAAGAGUUUCUGUUUAUUAAGGGAAAAUCGUGAAUAUCGUAAGGAAAAAUGGAAAUACAUGGCGAAAACAAUGAAAAUAUUUCGAGAUUUACUGCCGACUGCAAAGCUAGGCUUGCAAAACUGUUUGCACGUUUAAAUUGGACCGAGGAAGGUGUGUUAAAGAGUUUCAACACAAAUUCUCCAGCAGCCAAGCCAAAAGUGACCAAAGAUCAAAGUUCUAAUCCUUUUGUUUCUCCCAAGAAAGCCACCUAUCCGGAUAGCCUUAUUACAGCCAACUCCAUAAUACUAACAACACCAAAAUUACAAAAUCUUUUGAAAAAUCCCAAUGUUGAAGCGCCACAAAAUUUCAUUGAACUACAGAGGGAUUUCAGUAGAGAUGAAAAAUUGGCCAUAUAUGAGUUCACCAUAGAAAAUACGAGAAAAAUCAACAAUAAUGUUAUUGAGGAUGGGCCUGAGGGAGCAUCAUCCUUGGCGGAUAUUGUGGCCGAGAAGAAAAGAGAGGCCAAACGUAAAAAACGCAAAUUUCGCAAAACCAAACCCACGCUCAUAGAGGAAAUGAGGGCCUUGGUCCUCCUGCAGAUGCAGGCUUUGGAACAGUAUUGCGGAAACAAGCAAAGCCUUGAAGGAGAUAAAGCGAAAGAAUCAUUUGAAAUUGAAGGGCAAGCAAAACGCACGCAAUUUGAAAGGAGGGAACGUAAUCAGGGCUUAUCACGACAGUCGAAGCAAACUCUCUGUUCUGAAGAAUCCAAAGACCGAACGCGAAAAAAUGAACACAAAUCUUCCUAUAAUAAAUCCAGAGAUGGUGGCACUGGUCAUGGUAGAAGGGACGAAAGGGACGUCAUAAAAAGGGUGGAAGAUAAUCAUUUCAGUAGGGAUUAUGAAAAAAGAAAUGAUAGCAAGUACAGCCAUGGAGAGGAAAACCGAAGUUGCCAUAGAUAUGAACCAAAGAAAGAUAAUUUUGGAAGUAAUGCCAAAGAUAGUCAUCGGCUAAGAGAAAAUGAUUUUUAUAGGCAAAGAAGUCCACACAACAACAAAGACAUUGACACAAAUGAAAAAGUUCCUAAGGAUCCUGACCAAAGACGUGGACGAUAUUCCCAUAAUGAGGAGCACAGGAGUUCUAGCAGAGCUGAACGUCACAGACGUAGUAGAAGCCGUGACAAUGCUAGAUCAUAUGGACACCGUAAGGAGCAACAUUCACGAAAUAGAAGUAGAAGUCCACAUCAUCGUAGAGAGGCGAAUGACUACUGUCAUCGUAGAAGUAAGAGUCCGGAUACGGCGAAACAUUAUUCCAAAGAUAUGAGAUACAAAGAAAGAAGAUAAUAAAAUACAAAAUCAAAAAGAUCAA
This is a messenger RNA of Musca domestica (house fly), 1608 nucleotides long. Its product is annotated as serine/threonine-protein kinase fray2. The record is from RefSeq and is a predicted model, not a curated record. NCBI's taxonomy places the organism in Eukaryota, Metazoa, Arthropoda, Insecta, Diptera, Muscidae. The transcript has 5 exons. The coding region runs from base 312 to 1583 and encodes 423 amino acids.